AUGGUGACUGACCCUAUGGCGCUCACACAUGCUGACUUCUGUAACGAUUGCUUUAUGCUUCCCGAUCCCAGAAUAUCUAAUCCUGAUGAAAACCAGCCCGGAUAUCCAGAAAUUGAUUCAAUGGUAGACCUUUACAAGCUCCAAGAUGUUGAAGAUGAAACCAAGGAUUUACAUGUUCGCUUCCAAAACUUACCCCCUCCUGUUGAUUUUCAAGAUCCCAGUUACAGCUUAUCUAAUUGUAGAACUAUGAGUUUGCUUCCUAAGGAGGUUCUCGGUGUGCUAUAUAUUAUGGUCAAUCAGCGCCUGAUUCCUGACUUUUGGCUUCGCAUACUCCGCGGCGAAUUCCCGUCUCCUUCAAUCAGACAGUCAAUUUUAUACCUUCGACAAAUCUUGAUGUUGAAUCUUGCCCUUCAGCGUUCGAGAACAACCCUUUCGAAAGUCGAAUGGUACUUUGCUAUGGGUUAUAAAAUUCUCUGUCAAGUCGAUUCCACUUCGUGUGAUGAUGAUUGUGGGAUUUGUCGUCAGCCGCUCAACGAGAUAGUUGAGGAAGGCGCACCAGUCAAAACCCAAUGCAAUCAUAUAUUCCAUAUGCACUGUAUCGGGGAAUGGAUUAACAUGUCUCCUAAUGGCGAUUGCCCCGCUUGUAGAAAAAUGCUUCGAAUGAUACUUGAGCCUAUUCACGAUACCCCAGAACAAGGCCCACCUCCAGAAUGGCUUGUAUCCUUAAUAUCCCCCGCGCCACAAGUUGAUCCCAAUCAGGCAAUUCUUAUGGCACAAGAACUCGUACAGUUAGAGGCUGUUGUCGAAGAUGCAUAUUUGAGAGUCGUGGAGACUGACCAAGAUCUCACUGAUCUCCAGGCUGAACUACAGCUUUCAAGCGAAACCUUUUUUGGCCUAGAAUUCUUCAGUGAGGAACACAUUCAAAACUCAAGUGAACUUGAUUUGACGAGUUUUCCGGGCUUGUCUGAAGCAAACUUUACUAGGUACCAAAGUCUGGUUCGGCGCCAUCAAAUGAAUAGCACACAGUUUGCAACAUCUUAUGAAAGACUUGGUGAACUGAGGCGAGAGGUAGAUAACUUCAAUGAUCCCAUUCAGAGAUAUCGUACUGCCACACUCGCGCUUAUGAGAGCUGAAGCUGAAUUUCUCAACAGGAUUAUAGACCUGGAAUUGGAAUAG
This is a messenger RNA of Botrytis byssoidea, 1176 nucleotides long. RefSeq lists its product as uncharacterized. The record is from RefSeq and is a predicted model, not a curated record. The transcript has a single exon. The coding region runs from base 1 to 1176 and encodes 391 amino acids. Gene Ontology annotation, biological process: protein ubiquitination. Lineage: Eukaryota; Fungi; Ascomycota; Leotiomycetes; Helotiales; Sclerotiniaceae. Gene Ontology annotation, molecular function: ubiquitin protein ligase activity.